This is a messenger RNA of Mangifera indica (mango), 453 nucleotides long. RefSeq lists its product as uncharacterized. The coding region runs from base 1 to 453 and encodes 150 amino acids. The transcript is spliced from 3 exons. NCBI's taxonomy places the organism in Eukaryota, Viridiplantae, Streptophyta, Magnoliopsida, Sapindales, Anacardiaceae. The record is from RefSeq and is a predicted model, not a curated record.
AUGUCAACGACAAACAAUAUACUCCUGAAAUUGAUAGACUCGCAUGUGCUUAUUGGUCCCAAUUUUAAGGAUUGGCUGAGAAAUCUGACCAUUGUUCUCAAUCUUGAAAAGUCAGUUUAUGUCUUAGAGACACCUUUACCAACAACAGUGGACCCUGAUGCCCUUGAGGAAGAGCAAAGGGCUUAUGCUGAAUGGGUAGAUGCUGACUUACGAGUUUGUAGUUAUAUGCUGGCAUCAAUAAACUCUGAACUUCAAACUCGGUUUGAGAACGUGAAGAGUGCCAUGCGACUUAAGGAGGGUAUUUCCGUAGAUGAUCAUGUUAUUAAAAUGAUUAACAAGACUGGGGAGUUACAAAUUAUGGGCACAGAUUUGUUGCAUAAUAUUCGGCAUCUGCAGAAUAGUUCUGCCUUGAGACAUGAUGAGAUCACACUAAGACUGGCCGAUGGGACAUGA